ACGUCAGACGUCACCGUCCGCUCUCGGUGUGAGUGAGCCAAGAUGGCGGACUCGGUAGCGGCGGGGCUUGGAGAUGAAAAAGAGACGGAAAAUGAAGAUAAGGAGAGGGAGAAACUGGCUUUCCGUCCUACGGCUAAGUCAGAAAUAAACAGUGGUGCUUCUGAGCUGACGGAGACUUUGGGGUUUUAUGAGAAAAAUGCGAAAAACCGGGAUAAGCGCAGCGUGUCGGACCUGUCUCUGCUGAGGUUUGUCAGAGCUGAACUGACGAGAGGAUAUUUUCUGGAACACAAUGAGGCCAAAUACACUGAAAGGAGAGAGAGAGUCUAUACCUGCCUGCGCAUCCCCAAAGAGCUGGAGAAGCUGAUGAUCUUUGGCUUCUUCCUGUGUCUGGAUGCAUUUCUCUACGUGUUCACACUGUUACCCCUCAGAGUGCUGCUGGCACUCAUCAGACUGCUAACACUGCCAUGCUGUGGACUCAGUGGCUCUCGUCUCCUUCAGCCUGCUCAGGUGUGUGAUGUGCUGAAAGGCUUCAUCAUGGUGCUGUGUUACUCCAUGAUGCACUACGUGGACUACUCCAUGAUGUACCAUCUGAUCAGGGGGCAGUCAGUCAUCAAACUCUACAUCAUCUACAACAUGCUGGAGGUGGCCGACCGAUUGUUUUCCUCCUUUGGCCAGGACAUUCUGGACGCUCUCUACUGGACAGCUACGGAGCCCAAAGAGAGAAAGAGAGCUCACAUAGGUGUAAUACCACACUUCUUCAUGGCUGUGCUUUAUGUCUUUCUUCAUGCCAUUCUGAUCAUGGUCCAGGCCACCACCCUAAACGUGGCAUUCAACUCCCACAACAAGUCUCUGCUGACCAUUAUGAUGUCCAACAAUUUUGUUGAGAUCAAGGGGAGCGUGUUUAAGAAGUUUGAGAAGAAUAACCUCUUUCAGAUGUCCAACAGUGAUAUCAAAGAAAGAUUCACAAACUACGUGCUCUUAUUAAUUGUAUGUCUUAGAAAUAUGGAGCAGUUCUCCUGGAACCCAGAUCAUCUGUGGGUGCUGCUUCCUGACGUGUUCAUGGUCAUUGCUUCGGAGAUGGCUGUGGAUGUGGUGAAACACGCCUUCAUCACCAAGUUUAAUGACAUCCCAGCAGAUGUGUAUGGUGAAUACAGAGCAAGCUUGGCUUUUGAUCUGGCCAGCAGUAGACAGAAAAAUGCCUAUACUGACUAUAGUGACAGUGUAUCAAGGAGAAUGGGCUUCAUCCCUCUUCCUCUAGCUCUACUGCUCAUCCGGGUGGUGACGAGCUCAGUGAAAAUUCAGGGUGCCCUCUCCCUCGUGUGUGUGAUACUUUUUUAUCUCGGAAUGAUCACGCUAAAGGUGCUGAAUAGCAUCGUGUUGCUGGGAAAGUCGUGUGUGUACGUGAAAGAAGCGAACAUGGAGGAGAAGCUGUUCCAGUCUCCCCCCUCCGCCGCUCCCAGCCGAGCAUCCAGCAGAGCUCAUCAUGCAAAACGCACACGAGAGCCAACAAGCGAGCCAGUGGAAGAGGGCGUUUCUCCGUCAGUUAUAAAUCAACCCGUCCACCAGAUGGAGAGCCCGGUGCCUAAUCUCCCAACCAGCGAAUCGGAUCAGUUCCUCACGACGCCGGACGAAUCGGAGGAGAAGAUCAUCACACAGGACGGGACAGAACUCAUCCACAGAGCUCCUAAGAAAGACCUGCUGGAGAUCGACCGUUUCACCAUCUGCGGGAACCGAAUCGACUGAUACUCUACACAAUGGACUGUAGAGAAUGACGAGAGCUAGAAGGUGUCUACUGGCUUGAGCUUAUGACCUUUUACCCUCUGUUCAAAGGAUCAGAGGUCGAAAUAGAGAGCAGGAUAUUUAUUAAGAAGUGCACCUAAUUUAUUUAAGUUUCGAACUGAAACACAUUCAUCAUUACCUGCUCCACCUCUACUGGACUCACGGAUAAUUCCGCCCUUUCCAAAGGUCCAUAUUUACUCCUUUACAUCACCAGGAACAGACCUUGACCUUCCCCUAUCCCAAAAGACAGAAAGAGUGACGGAUCACUUCGGUCAACAUCUAAACAAAAGACCAAUGUUUAUAUGAGGUCAGUCACGAGGAAAAACUUUAGGUCGUUAAUAUGUGGCUUUUUUUUUUUUGUCAUGCUCAGUUGCAUUUUCUUACAGCUCUGAAGUUUUGCACAUGUUUCUUUCUCAUUUAUUUUUUUUCUCAGUGAUUUUGAACCUAUUGAUUUAUACUUGUGCAGAAAUGACAGAUGAGUAGUGUAUAAAGUAAGACUUUAUGUAAAGGUUCCCUUCACUAGCAUGUAGCUAUGCAUUAACAUAUUUUUUUUUUAAAUCAGCAUUAACAAACCAUCCAACAAAGUAAACAAAGGCAACAAGGCAAUUUAAAAGAUGUGUUAAUAAACAUUUAUAAACAUGUUAUAAACAAAACACCCCCUGCAUUGACUUAAUUGGUUUAUUUAGUUCAUGAAUAAAAAAUAAUUAAACAAAAUUCAGCAAAAAAAUUAAAUAGCAUCAUGAUCCAUAACUCAACUUUGAUGGGUUUAAAUGUUUGAGUAAUGCAGGUUGAAUAUCUGAAACAUCAAUUAAUGCAAAUAUUAGACAUUUUAUAGAAAUAUAAAUGAUAAAGUUCAUCACUGAUACAUUAAAUGUCCAUUUCAGGAACCUUACUGUAAAGUGUUACUGAUAAAGAGUACAGCAGCUCAGCUUUCUACAUCUGGAUCCAGAAAACCAGCAUUAGACUGAAAUAUCUCGUUUUUUCAUGGUUUUUAUUUUUAUUUAAUACAUUUUCUGAAGCAUCAGUUCGCACCACUGAAAUUAAGCACAAUUUGCUGCAGUGUAUCCAGAGUAGAAAUACAUCGGCUGUAUUGUUGUGCUGCUUUUAUUUUUUAUUUUAUUUUAUUUUUUAAAUACAACCAAGGCUAAAAAUGUCUUCAUUUCAGUGCUUCAGGUAUUUUUUUAAAUAUUUUUUCUGCCAGUCUUUAUUUAAGACUAACAUCUUGUGAAUAUCACGUUACACUUCCAUGCUUGUGAAUUGCACAUUCGUUUGCUUCAUAGACAUUAAACAUGUGUAGGGUUUUUUUUUUUUUUUUUUUUCCAAUUGUUUUUU
Messenger RNA from Hemibagrus wyckioides, 3111 nucleotides. Its product is annotated as transmembrane anterior posterior transformation protein 1 homolog. Gene Ontology annotation, biological process: positive regulation of cilium assembly; maintenance of protein localization in endoplasmic reticulum. Lineage: Eukaryota; Metazoa; Chordata; Actinopteri; Siluriformes; Bagridae. The transcript has 14 exons. The record is from RefSeq and is a predicted model, not a curated record. The coding region runs from base 43 to 1743 and encodes 566 amino acids. Gene Ontology annotation, cellular component: endoplasmic reticulum membrane; ciliary basal body.